AUGGGCGAUACGAACUUUGUAGCCGAUCCAGCAACAGGACGAACUUAUUGCAUCGGAGGCUGCUUAUUCAAUGGCAAUCCAUCAGAUCUUCCGAAGUUUGGAGCUUCAAACUUUCUAUCAGAUAAAAAACUGCCUAAAACAGUUGAUCUAAGAACACAUAUGACCAAAAUUGAAGAUCAAGGGCAAUGUAACUCUUGUGUUGGCAAUGCAUUAGCAGGUGCAUAUGAGUUCUUAAUAAAGAAACGUACUGGCAAAACGGUCGAUGUUAGUCGUCUAUUUAUUUAUUACAACAGCCGUCGUGAAGACGGACUUCAAGAGUACAAUAUGGCAGAUCAGGGUACUUCUAUUCGAAGUGCCAUUGAAGCCUUGAAAAAGCAAGGUUGCUGCAAGGAAAAUUUGUAUAAAUAUGAUGUUAAAGCCGUUAACGCCAAGCCGUCAAGUCACUGUUAUGAAGAAGCUAGAAAAUAUCCUAUAACAGACGCUAUGAGCUUGCGAUUAGAUUUAAAUGAAAUGAAAACAUGUCUGGCUGAAGGAUAUCCAUUUGCAUUUGGUCUUUAUGUAUAUCAAUCGUUUAUGCAAUUCGCAACCCUUAAUAAAGGAUACAUACCAAUGCCAAAAUCACAUGAAAUUUCGCAUGGUGGGCAUGCGAUGCUGGCGGCGGGAUACAGUGAUGAAAAACAAUGUUUCAUAGUUAGAAACUCAUUUGGUGAGGAUUGGGUGAGUCUAGCUUCAGUUUCGGAGGUUUUUUAA
Adineta steineri is the source of this 750-nucleotide messenger RNA. The record is from the annotation of a GenBank genome assembly. Lineage: Eukaryota; Metazoa; Rotifera; Eurotatoria; Adinetida; Adinetidae.